This is a messenger RNA of Aureococcus anophagefferens, 510 nucleotides long. RefSeq lists its product as hypothetical. The record is from RefSeq and is a predicted model, not a curated record. The annotation marks the transcript as partial. Gene Ontology annotation, molecular function: ATP binding; protein kinase activity. Gene Ontology annotation, biological process: protein phosphorylation. The transcript has a single exon. NCBI's taxonomy places the organism in Eukaryota, Pelagophyceae, Pelagomonadales, Pelagomonadaceae.
GCGACGCUCCAGUCCUGGCAGAUCGACUUCGAGCGGCUCCGCGUCGUCGCGAAGAUCGGCGCGGGCGCCGCGGGCCAGGUCUACGAGGGCGAGUUCCUCGGCGCGCGCGUGGCCAUCAAGCAGCUCUUCAGCUCCUUCAUCGACCCGUCGGAUCUCGACGAGUUCUCGCGCGAGGUGACGCUCCUCCACAAGCUGAAGCACCCCCACGUGCUCACGUUCUACGGCAUCUCGCGCCGCGACGUCUACUGCUUCAUCGUCACGGAGCACUGCCCCUACGCGCUCGACGCGCUGCUCCGCGGCGAGGCGCCGGCGGCGCGGCGCGGCACCGGCCGGGCGGCGCGGCCGCCGCGGCUGAGCGUCAACGACCGGUCGCUGAUCCUGUUCCAGGUCGCGCUGGCGUUGACGUACCUCCACGCGGAGCGCGUGCUGCACCACGACCUCAAGCCGGGCAACAUCCUCCUCGACAAGGACCUGGGCGCCAAGGUGUCGGAUUUCGGGCUGAGCCAGCUC